Molecule: messenger RNA, 453 nt
Organism: Rattus rattus (black rat)
Lineage: Eukaryota; Metazoa; Chordata; Mammalia; Rodentia; Muridae
Product: developmental pluripotency-associated protein 3-like
Exons: 1
Coding region: 1-453 (150 amino acids)
Biological process (GO): epigenetic programing of female pronucleus
Cellular component (GO): nucleus
Source: RefSeq, a predicted model, not a curated record
AUGGAGGAGCCAUCAGAGAAAGUCAACCCAGUUGUGGACCCAGAAACUCCUCAGAUGAAAGAUGAAGAGGGCUCAUCGGAUGAUUCAGAAGUCCCACAACCAGAAACACUAGUACAGGUCAUGAAAACGCUAACCCUGAACCCCAGUGCCAAUCAGUCAGCACAUCGUCUCAGCCUCCAUCACCGGAUUGGGAGCAGCCCUGUGGAGAACAGAAGUGAAAGAAUCUUGAGGGAAGUUCAAAGCGCCUUCCCCAAGAGAAAGGUCUGCACCUUGCUGUUGGUGUUGAAAGAUCCUAUAGCAAGGAUGAGAAGAUUUGUUCGGAUUGAGCAGAGACAAAGAAGGCUUGAAGGAAAUGAGUAUAAAGGGAACACUGAGCCAUUCAUAUGUCCCUGCACUUUCUGCCAUUAUCAGAGAUGGGAUCCUUCUGAGAAUGCUAAAACCAGGAAGAAUUAG